Messenger RNA from Drosophila willistoni, 1418 nucleotides. It is a transcript of the gene dare, whose product is annotated as NADPH:adrenodoxin oxidoreductase, mitochondrial. Gene Ontology annotation, cellular component: mitochondrion. The record is from RefSeq and is a predicted model, not a curated record. The transcript has 4 exons. Bases 27 to 1418 code for a protein of 463 amino acids. Gene Ontology annotation, biological process: ubiquinone biosynthetic process. NCBI's taxonomy places the organism in Eukaryota, Metazoa, Arthropoda, Insecta, Diptera, Drosophilidae.
AUAAACAAAACAACUGUUUUUUAGUUAUGUUGCAAAAACUGUUGCAUUUGACGAGUAGGCGCACUGGGCGUGGCCUUAGUUCUACAGCGUUACAAGGUGAAAGGAUAUGCAUAGUGGGAGCUGGUCCAGCUGGAUUCUAUGCCGCACAAUUGCUGCUCAAACAGUUGGAAAACUGCCGGGUUGAUAUUGUGGAGAAACUGCCAGUUCCCUUCGGUCUAGUGCGUUUUGGCGUUGCACCCGAUCAUCCGGAGGUCAAGAAUGUUAUCAACACAUUCACCAAAACAGCUGAGCAUCCGCGUUUACGAUUCUUUGGCAAUGUCAGUCUUGGCAAGGACAUCUCGUUAAGUGAACUAAGGGAACGCUAUCAUGCGGUACUUCUAACCUAUGGGGCUGAUCAGGAUCGUCAACUGGAGGUAGCAAAUGAGGAGCAAGCUCAUGUGAUAUCAGCUAGAAAAUUUGUUGCCUGGUAUAAUGGUUUGCCGGGUGCUGAAAAUUUGCAACCCGAUUUAAGUGGACGCGAUGUGACCAUUGUGGGUCAGGGUAAUGUGGCUGUAGAUGUGGCACGUAUGCUGCUCAGUCCCAUUGAUAGAUUGAAGGUCACUGAUACCACAGAAUACGCCUUGGAGGCUCUUUCCCGGAGUCAAGUGGAGCGUGUACAUUUGGUGGGCAGGAGAGGACCUUUACAGGCAGCAUUUACCAUAAAAGAGCUACGUGAGAUGCUAAAGUUGCCCAAUGUCAAAACCCAAUGGCGCAUACAAGACUUUGAAGGCAUUGCUGCACAGGUGGACAAGUUACCACGACCACGUAAACGUCUCACCGAACUGAUGCUCAAGAGUCUGGAGGAACAGAAAAGCUCUUCUGACCGUGAAAAACACUUUCUGCCCGUUUUUCUAAGGGCACCCAAACAAAUAGAAAAGUCGGAAAUGGAAUUCUCUGUAACUGAACUUCAACAGAAUUCCGCUGUGGCCACCGAUCAAACGGAACGUCUUCCUGCCCAUUUGAUUCUACGCAGCAUUGGCUAUAAAUCCAGUCAGGCGGAUAAAGAUAUCAAUUUCGAUGAUCGUCGGGGACAUGUGAAAAACAUAGAUGGCCGAGUCUUAAAGAGUAAUGGAUCCGAUGAAGUUGAUGCUGGUCUCUAUGUGGCUGGUUGGUUGGGCACUGGACCCACUGGUGUCAUAUUGACUACCAUGAAUACAGCCUUUGCCGUGGCCAAAACAAUCAGUGAGGAUAUCAAAAACCAAAUAUUUGACACUAAAUCAAUUAAACCUGGUCUUCAAGUUGAAGAAUUGCCACAAACAGUAACUUGGAAGCACUGGCAACGCAUCGAUAGCCAUGAACAGAAACUGGGUCAGGCCAAGGGCAAGCCGAGAGAGAAAAUUGUUAGUAUUGAUGAAAUGUUAAAGGUGGCGGGCAUCUAG